Messenger RNA from Onthophagus taurus, 968 nucleotides. RefSeq names its product Suppressor of Cytokine Signaling at 44A (gene Socs44A). Gene Ontology annotation, cellular component: phosphatidylinositol 3-kinase complex. Lineage: Eukaryota; Metazoa; Arthropoda; Insecta; Coleoptera; Scarabaeidae. The record is from RefSeq and is a predicted model, not a curated record. Gene Ontology annotation, biological process: phosphatidylinositol phosphate biosynthetic process; intracellular signal transduction. Gene Ontology annotation, molecular function: 1-phosphatidylinositol-3-kinase regulator activity.
UUUGACAUUAACGUCAUUAUUUAGGGAGUUAGCAUAAACAACAAAAACGAUGAGUUUUUAUAAAUAACAUUAUUUUGUAUAAAAUAAACUCGGAAAUCGUUAAUAAAAUGGAUGGGGAAUAUGAAAAUCAAAAAGAUCCCAACCAACACACCAAACAGAUUUAUUGUGUCGUUGAGAAUGUGGGAAUUAAAUCCAAAUAUCAUCACCCCAGCGAAUUAAGUAGUAAUUACGAGGAAGAUAGUGAUAAGGUGCAACAAAAUCGAUUUGGAAGGGUGUUGAAAAAUUUUAAGGAGAAAUUAAAGCGUGGUAAAUUAACGUUUUGGAAGCACAAAGUUAAAGAACAAAAUCAUCAUCGCGUAACAAGGAAUUUAGGAAAUAACGUGAAUACACCUUCAGUUCCUGAACAGGUUGAUUCGGUUGAAAAUGGAGAAAUUGAGAGUAAUGUUGAAGAUAUUAACGAUGAUGUUGUCUUAGAUAAACAAUCAGAAGCCUAUAAAAAACUCCACAAAUGUAAAUUUUAUUGGGGCCCUAUAUCAAGUCGAGAAGCUGAACAAGAAUUAAGAAAUAAACCGGAUGGAACGUUUAUUAUAAGAGAUUCCUGCUCUGCCCGACAUGUUUAUAGUUUAUCAUUUCGAAGCUGGGGACGAACUUUACACACUCGCAUCGAUUUUGAUAAUGGUUAUUUCAAAAUUUUUAGACAGGAGGGUUACUCGACGAUUAAUUUAAUGUUGGAGGCGGUGAUGCAACUCUCAAAGAAUGGCGUUUAUUGUUUUACACAGUCGAAAAGUGCGUUAAAUCCAUCUUACCCCGUCCGUUUGCUCAGUCCUUUAUCUCGUUUCACAAAGAUCUCUUCGCUUAAACAUAUGUGCAGAUUCGUUAUUAGAGAACAUAUUAAUAUUAAUGAUAUUAAUAAUUUGCAAUUGCCUGAAACGGUAAAAAGUUAUUUGAUGGAACCGUAUUUUAAAUAA